UUCAAUUCUGACAUGAUUCUGACACUCUGACACUGACGUUUCAUUAAAUGCAAAUUUUCACCAACCCAAAAAAUAAUAGUACCCAAUAGUUUAUCAUCAAUAAUUUGAAUAAUUUCCAAAAAUAAAACUUAAUUAAUCGAACAAAUGAACAAAAUCAUAAUUCCUUUAAUCCUCUAACAUUGUGAGGCCUAGUCAACAUCAUUGCCACUUAAACCAUUCAAAAGUGGCACCCAAGUAAAGUUAAUUUAUUAGUAAAAAAGGUGAUUCACAAUAUAAGAUCACUUAUCUAGGAUUACAAUAGUUAAUUAAUUAAAAUGGCAUCAGGAACCACUCUGCAGAAAGCUAUAGAUUUGGUGACAAAGGCCACCGAGGAAGAUAGGAACAAGAACUACGAAGAAGCGUUGAGAUUGUACGAACAUGGGGUGGAGUAUUUUUUACAUGCAAUUAAGUAUGAGGCACAAGGAGAUAAAGCUAAAGACAGCAUUAGAGCAAAAUGCGUUCAAUACCUGGAGAGAGCGGAGAAAAUUAAAGAUUCCAUAAAAAAAGGGAAGAAAAAGCCAGUAUUAGAUGGCGGUUCAAAAGAUGACAAGAAAAGCAGUGAUAGCGACGAAGACGACGAAGAUCCUGAAAAGAAAAAGAUGCAAUCGAAACUAGAAGGCGCCAUAGUAGUAGAAAAGCCUAAAGUCAAAUGGAACGAUGUAGCAGGUUUGGAUGCAGCUAAAGAAGCUUUAAAAGAGGCCGUCAUAUUACCUAUCAGGUUUCCGCAUUUAUUCAGUGGCAAACGAACUCCUUGGAAAGGGAUUUUGCUUUUCGGGCCUCCAGGUACUGGUAAAUCUUACCUAGCCAAAGCCGUAGCAACUGAAGCAAACAAUUCCACCUUCUUUUCUGUGUCCUCGUCAGAUUUAGUGUCCAAAUGGCUGGGCGAAUCAGAAAAAUUAGUCAGGAAUUUGUUCGAGCUGGCCAGAACCCACAAACCUAGCAUCAUUUUCAUUGACGAAGUCGACUCUUUGUGUUCGUCCAGGUCCGAUAACGAAUCGGAAAGUGCUAGGAGAAUAAAAACGGAGUUUUUGGUUCAAAUGCAAGGGGUUGGUCAUGAUUCAGAAGGCAUUUUAGUGCUGGGCGCCACAAAUAUUCCAUGGGUACUAGACGCUGCUAUCAGAAGGCGUUUCGAAAAACGUAUUUAUAUACCUCUACCUGAAGAACAUGCCAGGGCGACUAUGUUUAAGAUUCAUUUGGGCAGUACCCGUACUGAACUUACUGAAGAGGAUAUUAAGGAGCUUGGUAGAAGAACUGAUGGAUAUUCUGGAGCUGAUAUCAGUAUAGUAGUACGUGACGCUCUAAUGCAACCAGUACGCAAAGUACAAACUGCUACUCACUUUAAAACGAUCAGCGGGCCAAGUCCUAAAGACCCAAACGUCAUUGUACACGAUUUAUUGAUUCCUUGCUCUCCCGGUGAAGCUGGAGCUCAGGAAAUGUCUUGGAUGGAAGUUGAUGGUGAUAAAUUAGCAGAACCACCUGUUACAAUGAAUGAUAUGUUGAGGUCUUUGGCUACUUCUAAACCAACUGUAAAUGACGAAGAUUUGGUAAAAUUAGAAAAAUUCAUGAAAGAUUUUGGUCAAGAAGGUUAAUUUUAAUUAAAAUAUUUGUCCUGUUCAUAAUAGCGUUUUGUAAAUUUUUUUGGCUGCAAGUUACUUUUGUUAACUGAAGAUUUUUAGGAGUUUAAGAUUUUAAUGAUGUUUCUCAGUACGAGCUCCUUAUUGGUGUUUUAAAUUUUGCACUGUAUAUUUAUAAUCUUCUUGCUCGGAUAAGUCUUCAUGAAAUUCUUGCUUUACUUAAAUUAAUUUUUUCAUUUCAAUAAUUAACAUUAAAAAUGCCUUAUUAGUUUUUAUUUUUAUUAUACAUAGAAAAGAACAGUUUAUAUUUGUAUUAAAUAAAGUUGAUACUUAAAGUUU
Ceutorhynchus assimilis (cabbage seed weevil) is the source of this 1952-nucleotide messenger RNA. The record is from the annotation of a GenBank genome assembly. Lineage: Eukaryota; Metazoa; Arthropoda; Insecta; Coleoptera; Curculionidae.